GUGCAAUACCCCCGCGCCAACUCCUAAUCUAAACUUAAUCUUCUUGAUUUCACCCAUUGCCAUUGCCCGUGCGGCUCAUCAAAUGAAUUUUUGACGCGUGAGAUGUGUUUUAUCAUUUCGUCGCACUCGGUUUCUGUGCAAUAUCCCAGAUAACUUUUCAUCCCAAUUCGCCGCGCCGCGACUGCUCGUCUCAAGGAUCGAAUUGGAAGCAAAAGGGAAAAUGUCAGUUCACGGAUUGGCAGUCGCGCCUGCAAAUUGUUUUCUUGUUACGUUGUUGGUGUAGUUUUGCGAGCGGCGACAAGUUUCGUGACCGCGGCAGGAGUUUUGUUGUCCGCUGUCGGCACGAGCGAGACUUUUUUUUGUGUUCUUCUUGGCCCGUCCGCUUGGGGCGAGGAAAAUUCACUGUCAAGUGUCGAGUGAAUGUCGCGGGCAAGGCGCCGGAGCGUUUCCUAGGCCCGGGGACGAAGAUGUUUUGAUUUUUCCGCAGGAGCGCCGACUGGCUUGGUGUCCGCAUAGGAAUUUUCGCGGUGCACAGUCCGCCUGCACUGGAUCGCGCGUGCAACGGUAAAUCCUUCCAUAAAUAAUUCGGGAAAGAAGAAAAAGCUGCGCGUUCGCUGGCCGUGCACUGGAAUGGAAGUUUUCGACAUUUUGUGAUUAUGGUAAUGUUAGGAGAGUUUGUGCGACGGGUUCCAUCGCGGUGCAAGUGUGCGUGCCGACGUUGCCGUUGAACGGUCGUUGGAGCGAGCGAGGAGCGCGAGAGCGAGACUGAGCCAGGAGAAGUGGCGAGCAGUGGAGUGGAAAACGGCCGUCUCGCCUCCCCGCCGAGUGAUUUUCCCGUCCGCACGCUUUCCCGAUGAAUGUCAGACAUUGGCAGGCGAAAAACACGUCCGUGCCCACGAACGCCGUUUUCGCGUGAAUGUCAAAAUCACCUGCACACGAAAACACAACAAAUUGUCGUGCUGGGCGUCGGGCGCGAGCACGGGACUGAGUGCCGUCCAUGGAGCGAGAGUGCGCGGAGUUGUGUGACUGAACAGAGAACGCGCGCGCACGGGUUUUCCUUUCGCCCGGAGACAGGACCUUGACGGGUGGUUUUCCACCGUGUGACUUUCAGCUGCCUUCCACCGCGAAAACAAACAACCAAAACACAACAUUGUCGGGAACGCAGCGUGUGAAGGAAUUCUCCUCGGCGACUUCGUGCGCUGUCAAGUUGGUGCUGCGCCGUGAAAUCGACUCGUCGCCAUGUUGACAUAUGAACGUGAAAUGUGUGAGUGAAUGACGACAAGCCGCCAACAGCGGAGUAUUGGGUUCUGUUCGAAACGUCAGUUUUCGUUUUCUUGAAGAAUUUUCCCAGGUCCGCGGUCCGUGCCGCGGAAAAUCAAAGGAAAUCAGUGAUCCUAUCGUUUGCAGUGCGACAGCGAAUGCUCCCGACGGGUGACAAGUGCGUUUGAAGUGAAUGUGGUCAAGCAGGGAAGAAUCGUGAGUGAGAAUAAUUUGACGGUGGACGUCAAAGUGGAAGUGAAGUGACACGAAUUUGGCUCUUCUCGCGGCGAUAGGCGCCCGCGGGGACCUUCCUUUGGAGGACGUAUCCACGCGCACUGCCGAAGGACUCAAGAUAAACUUUUUCGUCGGUGGAGUAUGUCAAUCGGUUUUAAAGGUGGCUGGCGUCACAGCGACCACGGAGCGCCCUCCAGCUCCUCAAGCGCCUCCACAGGGCCCAUCUACAUUGCAGCUAACCGAUGAGCCCCACAUGUCAAUUGCUGCAGCCGAAAAUGCAGGGCUUGGCCCAUGUGAUCUACCUUUGUCAGAUCCCUGGGUCACUCAUACAACACAAACAUCAGCAGGUGUCUGUUCACUGCCACUAUCAUCACCCGCAUCGGUUACAGCGGCCGUUGCUGUAUCAUCUGCCGUAUCAGCGGUUUCACUAGGUGGAAAUUAUUUACAAACAAAUUCAACAAAUACAGUACUUUUACAACAUCAAGUUCAACAACAACAAAUUCAACAACAAACCUCAUCAGCUGCUGCUGUUCUACAGCAUUCACCACAAGCAAAAAUUAUGAAUGCCGUUGCUACAGCGGUACCAUGUCCAACGCCGGCUUCAAGUAGAAAAAUACGACGAAAAACUGAAAAUAAGCCUCAGUCACAAAUUAACAAAUGUAAUAAUGAGAAACGCCGAAGGGAAUUGGAGAACAACUACAUUGAGCAACUGGGGGAAUUUCUUCAGCUCAACAAGCGAGGUGAUAUGACCUCGACGAAACCAGACAAAGCCGCAAUUCUUAAUCAAGUUGUAAAAACGUAUCGUGAUAUUUGUGACAAAGGUACAAAUCGUGAUAACACCACUACAUCUCGCUGUACUCGAUGCCCAAAUAAUUGUGCUGAUACGUGCACCUUACAUCCUGUGCAACAAGGUGAAGUAUCAUCAACUGAACCUCCAAUUCCAGAAUCAUCGCGAGUUAAUGGCCAACCGCCUGAAAUAUCUGCCUACUUUGAAGCGCUCGAACAUUACAUCUCAUGCGUUGGAUGGGUCCUCCUACAAAUCAAUACGGAGGGUAUUAUUGAGUCGUGUACAAAAAAUAUUAAAGAUCUUAUCGGCUAUGAUCGAUCUGAAUUGCAAAAACAACCUAUCUAUUCGUACCUGCACACUGGUGAUCAUAAUAAACUUGGUCCCAUACUAAGUAAUAUGUCCUUUCAACUUGGAUGGGGUGGCGAACAAGAGGACCAACAUCAUAAAAAUCGACGUGGCAUUACAGCUAAGGUGCGAAUGUUGGUUAAACAUCCAGAGGGAUCCAAUGAGACUAUGGAACAGAAGCAGCAACGUCAGGAUAAAUAUGAGGAAGUUGUUUUAAUUGCGGCACCAGUUAAAGAUGAUGGCGAUGAUAGUUCAACCGUUUUAUGCUUGAUUACCCGCCCCGAAGAAGAAUCAUCAAUCGACACCAAUAUGCAACAACACACGCAGCAAAGGAGUCCUGACCAGCUCACAUUGAAGCUAGAUAAAAUGGGGAAAAUCCUCCAAGUGGACGCUAACGACUUCCGACCCUCCUACCAAUUUAGCAAAGAAACCGGCCGAUCAAUUCAAGAGCUGUGUCAUAUGCAAGAUUGGCAUCGUCUACAAGCUCAUCUGAAAGAAGUGCAGACUUCGCAAAGUCAUUUCUGCUUUUCAUCGGCUCCUUUUCGAUUGAGAUUGGGAGCGCCUGACGUAUAUGUGCAUGUCAAAGCCAAUUCGAGACUGUUCCUUAACACGACUCCCGGCGAAACAGACUACAUAAUGUGCAUUUUGACUGUAUUGAGUGGUAAUGACUUGAACUCUAUUGAGCCGAACCCAAAUGCAGUGUCAGGCGUCGGUAUGACUAGUAAUAUGAGUAUUCAAGGUGUGAACCAAAUAUCCUCGUUACCUAGUACUAGCCAUCAUCAUACUUCAACAACGAAUGUAGGCGGUCCUUUAAUGACUUCCGUGAUAAAUGGAACUGUACCUCCAGUUCAGGUAUCACCACGGACGAAUAGUGUGGUGACAACUUUCUCGAGUCCCCCCUCUGUAUCUGAAAGUACAACAUUCUUUCCUGAAACAUUUGACUUUGAUUUUCCUGGUUGGGAAUCUCGGCCUGACUCCAGAACAAGCAUUACGCCAGUAAGUACGUCUAGACCGCCUUCGGUGCAAGCUUAUAGUCCGGCUGGACAGAAUGUUUGCUCAUCACCACUGGCUCAAUAUCAUACGCCACAAAACGUGGUAGUCAGUCAGCCAAGUCCUCAAAAUAACAAUAAUGGAAAUAUGAAUAUAAAUACCAAUAAUAACAACAACAAUGGCGGAUUCCAUAGUUUCGGUUUUACGAAUUUCGACGACAAAGAUCAGAAAGAUCAUUUGAAUAAUAACAACAAUUCAAAUAAUAAUAAUAACCACAGCAAUAGUGGCGCUGUUAUUGGUCCGAAUCCAAAUGUGGGAGGGAAUCAAAAUCAUGAUUCAGAACGCCUUAGAAAUUUAUUAACUCUUAAGAGAUCUCAAGGUAGUGCAUCGUCAUCAGGGGUGGUAGCAGGUGUUGUUGGUGAUGAUCAGGAUAGUAGAAAUACGCAUCGGAUAUUAAAGGGAUUAUUGAACGCGGAAGAAGAUAAAGACGGUAAUGCUUACACGAAAUUAAAUAACGCCUUGAACGUAAGAAUGAAUGCUCAGAGACCGCGAACAGCGGACAGUAAAAAUAGUGAAAAUCCGAUGUUGCUCCAGAUGUUAAACGAUAGAAGCGAUGAGGGUAUUACUCAAAGUGAACUUCUGCGCCAAUUAAAACGAGAUGAUACACCAAAGGAUCAUAAUACCACUAGUAAUAAUCAAACCAGUACCGAGGAAUUGAAGAAUUUAUUAAGAAUAAAGGGGAACGAUUACAUAAAUCGUAAGCGUCCCCUGAACGAACCAGACGACGGGACGGUGCCCAAACGAUCGGAGGACAAACCGUCACAGCUCCGCGAAAAGAAUAAGAUGCUUGCAUCUCUCUUAGAAAAUCCAUCGAAAGCACCGCCGCCAACGGUUCCGAACCCUGUGGUAAAAAUUAUCCCAGAUAUUCCAAGUCGAGUGUCAAGCUCAUCAGCGAUCGGGCCGGGUCCACCGUCUGGUGUUGGUGCACCCGGAACACCCUCAUCGAUGAUGAGCUUACAAAAUAAACCUCCAACACCCGGCCAACCACAAGCAACGACCACGACCAAUCUACAUGCGAAUCCAUCUACACGAGGCAUUCGCAAGCCUUCUGAUGCCUACCUCAACCAACCUCAAAUGCAACCGCAAGCAGAUCAAGCCAAAAAUCAAUUGAUGUUAAGUCAAGCCCAGUCACCCUCAACUUCGUCCGUUCAACGACCGCAAACAGCGGCAAGUUUUGCAUCUUCUUUGGACCCUUCCCCAUACGCUUCGUCAACAACAUCUACCUCAUCAUCAUCACCGCUUAGCGUAGCUUCCUCAACGACGCAAUCCAAACAAUUGGAUAGUGUGGUUGGAAGUCUUGUGCAACACUUACAAAGUGAAUUUGAUCCGGAAUUAACGAAAUUAUUGAAUGAAUUAGUUGAUUUCGCGCCCGAUUUUGACUCAACGAAUCAAUCAGUCGGAAAUUCUCAAGAAGAGAAUAACAAACUUUUGGCCAUUAAGAAGAUUGAAAAGUCGUUGAUGCAAUUCGAAAGUAAUUCAUUUUCCAAUAGUCCGCCUGCAUAUCCGAUGAUGAGUGGUAUUGUAGGACCUCAACAGGGAGCUCAGCCUUUUCAACCACCUCCGGUGUAUACUCAACGCUCGGCGCGUCUGGCACAAAUGUCUGGUUUGCGCCAACAACAAUUCCACAGGGAGCGGCUGCUGCAACAACAGCAGAAGGAGCGUCUCUUGCAGCAACAGCAGAAACAGCGUAUGGUUGUUCCUGAAAGUGCUACUGCUUGCGCUGAUCAAUUGAGUCUAAAUCCAGGUAUGUCUAAUAUCGGUUCGCUUUUGAAUAACACAGUCGCACCGAACGUGUCACUGGCACGAAGUACAUUACCUGACUCGCAGCUAAGUCCUGGCUUCCCGCAAAAUCUGAUACAACAACAAUUGAGCCCAAGUCAAAGGGGUGCUCCAUUUAGUCCGCAACAGGGUCAAGGUUACCAACCGUCAUUUCCAAAUAAUGCUCAAAGGCUAUCACCGCAACAGCAACAACAACUAUCACAAGUUCAACAGCAACAGCAGCAACAACAGCAGCCUCAAAUUUCGUUUCCUACGGGUACAAAUACUAAUACGAAUGCCCAAUUAUCGCCGAUACAGCCGCCAUUCAAUGUUACGGCGCAACCUGUUUCAGGAGCGGUUGUACAAACAGCACAAGGACAACCUACACAGCAAUGGAAUUUGGGAAAUUCUCGAAUAUCGUUGCAGCAACAUAAUCCUAUGCUGAGUGCUCAAUUGCAGAAUGUUGGCUAUAACCCGCGACAAUUUCAAACACAACGACGUUCACUCAAUUCUCCUGGUGCGACUGUGACUAGACAAAAUUCUUUUCAAGGUCAAGAUGGUAGCGGUUUUCCAGGUCCCCCUUCGCCUAGCCCACAAGGACCAUUUGGUACAACAACAAAUGUUUUUAAUAAUCAACAAUUACAACGAAUACAACGACAAAGCAGUGUACCACAAGCUACACAACAUCUUCCAGGCUCGCCCCGUUCAUUCGGUGGAUCGGAUUAUGGCAUGAUGUACAACAAUAUGCAACAUGCUGCACAAGGGCCACCUCCGCCAAAUGAUUUCUAUGGUCGCACUCAGACCGGAAACGGAAUGAAUUCCUCAGAAUAUGUGAGACAGGAACUGAGGGCAGUGGUUAGCGGUCGAACACAACAGACAGCGAAUAGUGGUACAGUGCCAGGCGGUGGAGGUGGUGUUAAUGCUGGUGGUACCGGAAUGAGAACACCACAGAGCCCCCUCGGUGGUUUAGGCCAGGGACCGAUGGUGGGCACAACUAAUACAAACGCUAUGGGUGGAAUGGCACAACAAACGCAACAGCAACAACCGCAACAAACUACUGCCCAGCAACAAAUUCCUGGCAAUGCACUGUUGAAUACUUCGCCGGAUACAAUUUAUAAUUUUGAAAAUGUGACAGACUUUUUCGGCGGCAAUUCAACGCGGUGACCCUAAUAAAGGCAACUUGUGAUUACUCCUCCAUCAAAAGUAAUUGUUAAAUUUCAAUUCAAACAAAACUAACUAAAAGUGUUGAAACACUCUGGAUAAACAGCAACGGCUAAAGUGAUGUAUGAAAAGAUAUUCUUCCGAAAUACAAAAACAUAACAAACAAAAAAAAACCGGGAUUUUAUUAGCAGUGAUAUCAUGCAGGAUGCGGCACACAAACCUUAGAUCAUUACAAAUAAUAGUAAGCAAAACUGUAAUACAAAAUUUUGAAAUCCAAACAGAAUGUAAAGAAGGUGAAAUAAGGCAGAAACGUAGAAUGAAAACAUAAAUCCAGAAACAAUAGAAACUCUGAUUGAGAUAUUUAUACGAAGAUUGUACAUUUUCAGUGUGAUAAAAACCAUAAAAAUAAAUAGCAAGAAAACAAAAAUGAAUAAAAAAAAAACAGAAUA
Hermetia illucens (black soldier fly) is the source of this 7044-nucleotide messenger RNA. RefSeq names its product nuclear receptor coactivator 3 (gene tai). Gene Ontology annotation, biological process: positive regulation of transcription by RNA polymerase II; cellular response to hormone stimulus. The record is from RefSeq and is a predicted model, not a curated record. Gene Ontology annotation, molecular function: protein dimerization activity; nuclear receptor binding. The transcript is spliced from 15 exons. Gene Ontology annotation, cellular component: nucleus. NCBI's taxonomy places the organism in Eukaryota, Metazoa, Arthropoda, Insecta, Diptera, Stratiomyidae. The coding region runs from base 1748 to 6598 and encodes 1616 amino acids.